AUGUUCGAGGAGCAGGCGACCAAGGUCAAAAUCACAUCCGUGGUGAUCGUCGUCGGCAUGUCAGCAAUGCUGGCGGCGGUGGUGACUGACCACUGGGCUGUGCUCAGCCCCCGGGUGGAGAAGCUCAACGCCACCUGCGAGGCGGCCCACUUUGGCCUCUGGAGGCUCUGCAAGAAGAGCAUCUUCAUCGUGGAAGAGGACCCUCAGGGCAAAGGCUGCGGGCCAAUCAGCUUACCUGGAGCAAAAAACUGCUCCUACUUCAAACACUUUACAUCGGGGGAGGAAGCUGAAGUUUUUGAAGUCAAGACCCAGAAAGAGUACAAUAUCUCAGCAGCAGCCAUUGCCAUCUUCAGUCUGUUCUUCAUGAUCCUGGGCACCCUGUGUGUAAUCUUCUCCUUUGGUAAAGGGCGGGACUAUCUGCUCCGGCCUGCUGGGAUGUUUUUUGCCUUUGCAGGCCUUUGCAUCAUCAUCUCUGUCGAAGUAAUGCGCCAGUCUGUGAAGCGCAUGAUCGCCAGUGAUGAGACCAUCUGGAUUGAAUACUACUACUCCUGGUCCUUUACCUGCGCCUGUGCCUCCUUUACGCUGCUCAUCCUCAGUGGCGUCGCCCUGCUCCUCAUCUCCAUGCCUCACAUGCCGCGUAACCCCUGGGAGACAUGCAUGGACGCUGAGCCUGACACCUUAGAUUAGCCACAGGUGAUGUAACAGCUAUAUCUUUAAAAAAGAAAACACACACACA
This is a messenger RNA of Oreochromis aureus, 736 nucleotides long. RefSeq names its product calcium channel, voltage-dependent, gamma subunit 1b (gene cacng1b). The transcript is spliced from 4 exons. NCBI's taxonomy places the organism in Eukaryota, Metazoa, Chordata, Actinopteri, Cichliformes, Cichlidae. Gene Ontology annotation, biological process: calcium ion transmembrane transport; regulation of calcium ion transmembrane transport via high voltage-gated calcium channel. Gene Ontology annotation, cellular component: membrane; L-type voltage-gated calcium channel complex. The record is from RefSeq and is a predicted model, not a curated record. Gene Ontology annotation, molecular function: calcium channel regulator activity; voltage-gated calcium channel activity. Bases 1 to 687 code for a protein of 228 amino acids.